AUGCAGGUCGAAAGUGAAGGAAAUCUGAUAGUCAUGGCAGCAAUUACAGGUUACACAUUGCACUUGUUUGCCAGCCUAUUCCAAAAACCGCAAUCACCAGCAACAACGACACCGACAUCAACAGCAGUGCCCAUUCUCACCUCACCAUCACCAAUCUUCGAAAGGAACAACAAUACUCAGAAAAACUUCCAUGCAACCCACAAUCCUCCUUCAUUCCUCACUUUGAUCUUGCCUACCUUCCUCCCAUUCUUUAUUACUUUGAUGCUCUUCGUCUGGCAUGGUCGAGAAAACAUCAUGAGCGGGAAGGAAAAGGCCGAAAGGAAGAAGAAAAAGAAGAAAAGCCAGCGUGGUACUAUUCAGGCAACAGUCGAUCACGACAUCGUACCACCACCUCGAGAUGAUCACCCCAGCGGGAGUAUUCUCAUAAGCGGCAACGACAGCAAAAACGACAAGAUGCCCAAGAACCCUAAUAGGUGUUCCGAAACGGGCAAGCUGAAGCCGUCCAUACCGAUCCCGAACCCGUUCCCUGUCCCAUGGCUGCCGAUUUUCAUCCCACCUCUGGACGCGGCGGAUGCUGUUGCCGACAACCGCCAAGGAUCCACGGACCCAGCGGCGAAUCACCAUCGCCCAUCCGCCACGAUCCUGAGACUCCUCAGCAAGACGCACUACUUUAUCCCGCAGCUUGACGAACAGAUGGUCGGGCCGAGUGCGGUGCGUCAGAGCCUGGCGGACUGGGAAUUGGCUCUACGUACUAGCGGGGUCGGCGGCACGGCGCUUCCCCGGCCGCUGCCGAUCAUGUCGUCCAUGAUGAGGGAUGCGUUUGUGUAUUGUGAUUCCUGUGAGCUGACAUGGCUCGUGGGGCAGGAUGACUGCCAUGUGUCGGGCAAUAAUCGAGUUCGGCAUCCUCUGCAUGAUGCUUAUGGCGGCCCAGACCGCCUGGAAAGAAAAAGCCGCUCUCGCCAACCCGACAAACCCCUUGGCUCCAUUGUCGUCCACGUCGCCGCGGGCCUUCCGGGCAGGCCACCCAAGGCAAGCAAGAACAGCGCACCGACUGAGGUCAAGGCCCGCACCGUCAUCUGGUUUGGCAAAGACUCGCAGUACAACCUGGUGGACAGUUUCAAUAUCCUCAACGUGGAUUCAAGCAAGGAGAUAGCAGAUAUGGUGGCUGCGACGCAAGCGUUGGAGCUGAUUGCGACCGAGGUGCUUCCGGACCGACGGGUGAUGCUGAGCCAGCACAGGGCCGACAUGAGGGCGACUACGAUAAAGAAGAAGGACAUGGACAACGAGAGGCGGUACGCAGAGGGACGGCGCAACGAGGCCAUGGAGAGGAUCCGGCGUGUCGUACUCAAGACCAUGGAUCGCGUGAGGAUGGCGGACGCGAAAAUGUUCGACGUCGAACGCAAACAGUUCGAUGACCUGGUCCGUGAGAUGCUCUAUCCGCACGACUUGCUCAAGGAGCCAAACCUACGGCGGCCGAUCACCAAGAAGAACAUUGAGGUAACCCUGGCGGCCAUCGAGCGGAGGGUGAAGUUGACAAAACCGCUGUUCAGCUCAUCAGAGUGGGAUAUCAUACUGGACCACUUUCUGCCGCGCUUCCAGAUCCUAUGCAAGCGUUUCGAUACCUACCACGACGGCCUGAUUAAAGCAGCAGUCGAGCAGCUGCGCAAGAUGGCGUGCGAUAUCCUGCUGCAAAACGGAAUGAAGCUUGCAGAGAUCGACAAUUGGUGCAAGUUGAAUGGCGACGGGCCCGGUAUGAAUCUCAGGGACCUUGUGGCUCUGUGCAUGACCUUUAAGAGUGACCCAGCCGACGAAGACAACAAAGACAAGAGCGACGUCCAAAACGAACUCGCCCACGACGAGGCCCUCGUAGUUACGAUGCUCACAUGUGCUGUCAGAGAGUCAUUGGGCCCGAUGGCCUGGGAGAAUCAUUCAAGAUACGAAGUUGUGCAAGAAUUUAUGGAGAAGAGCAAGGAUAAUCACACAAGCAUCCCGCAUAUUGCCACCUGUUUCAUGAGGGACAUAUGGUUGACUCCGAUCAAGCAGGACGGCAUGGCGACAAAAGGAGACGAAAGAGGUGGCGAUGGAGGUGGCGAUGAAGGUCUAGAUAAGAAGGCCACCCCGACAAGGUCAAGCGACAAAAAGCCCGUAGAGGCGGGCCCUGGGGCGCAGACGGCGCCCUCAGCUGGGCAGACAUUCAUGUCACAACUUCGGAAGCGAGUUGCUGCGCUGACCAUGUCAUCUUUGUCUUCACCCCCACCGGAAGACCAGAUAAAAGAGGCCAAGCACACGUGUUCAACUUCCCCUCGUGCAGAAAAACCAGUGGUUGUCGAAGAGUCGGAAAAUGACGGAGGCGAUCCCCAGCCUGGUCGGGGUCGUGCCAAGACCCCGACUCCGAGGACGCCGGCGCUAAAAAUCAUCAUGGUGACGGAUUCGCAGGACAUUGUGGACAGUAUCUGCAAGCACCAGGAUGACUGGACAAUUCACUUCAAGCCUGGUGGUGAUGGAGAAAAGAGGCUUGAGAGCAUCCCGCAGGUCACGAACCGUCGUGGGGAGCUGAUGGGAACCACACUGGAUUGGUUGAGGCUUUGGGCGAGCGUGGCGAACUUGAGCGUUCUGCAUAAUGUUGAGGUUUGCUGGUACGCGGUACCGCGGGCGAUGAACGCGGAGGCCGUGGCCUUGUUGGCUACGGAAUCCAAGGAGGGCAAGGUGUGA
Pyricularia grisea is the source of this 2712-nucleotide messenger RNA. RefSeq lists its product as uncharacterized. Lineage: Eukaryota; Fungi; Ascomycota; Sordariomycetes; Magnaporthales; Pyriculariaceae. The coding region runs from base 1 to 2712 and encodes 903 amino acids. The record is from RefSeq and is a predicted model, not a curated record. The transcript is spliced from 2 exons.